AUGGAUCACCCUAUGUCAGAUUACCUGAGCACUUGGUAUUCACUUGAUAACCAAACUCAACAAACCACACAUUCGAACUUUGCAUUCCCAGCCGCUCAACAAGCCUUUCAAGAGGGAUUAAACUGCUUUGCCUCAAACCUAACAAAAGAUGCUGAGAAGGUUGACUUCUCCAAAGGCUUCAGCACUAUACAAGAUAUUCAAAUCUUAGUUCGCGACUCUUUCAUAAAAUACUCAGAUGCGAAGCGAUUUCCCAAGGCAAGCAAGUGGCUCCAGCGAACCAUUUCGAAGGUCCAUCAUUAUGGCAAUAUCAUGGAUGUUUUGGUUCAGCAUCAUCCUGACAAGCUUGCUGAUGAGAUCGAGGCUGCACAAAAUCAUGAAGCAACAAUAUGCCUUAUUUCAAAAGCCCUCUCACAAAUAGCAGACUCGCUACCUCGCGUUGAGCUUGUAACCAUACUGUAUCCAACUGUGCGCGUAAAGCAAGCAGUUAGCAACCUCUAUGCCAAUCUUGUGCGGUUUUUAAUUCGAGCUUAUGAAUGGUGCCAGGAGGGCAAAUUACGCCAUCUACUUCACAGCAUCACUCGACCUCCAGAACUUCGAUACCAAGACCUGCUGGAGGACAUCGCGGUAAACUCGCGCGAGAUCGACCAACUAGCAGCCUCGAGUGCCCGUGUGGAAAUCAGAGACAUCAGCCUCAAGCUGAACACCAUCGUCGCCAAAUUGGAAUCAUUCCAAGCCACACAGUCGAGCGCUUUAUUACAUACAAAUCAGACUAUAGUCGCAAAACUGGAGGUGUUCCAGGCUCUACAGUCAAGCGCACAGCUGGACACGAACCAAAGGCUUUCAGAUCUACAGUUCUCACAGAUUAUGUCACAUAUGUCCGAGGGGAAGCUUGGUGAUCCCUUGGAAGCUUUUCGAUUCAACGUAUCGCUACAGAUGCGUCAGGACCACGCUCGGCUUCAUGAGACGACCAAUGAGUUCUGGCAAUCCCCCAAGCUACAAGUUUGGUCUUCUGCGCCAGAGUCAGAACUGGCUAUUAUUAAGGGUGGUUUUCGUGCCCGCCAUGCUUCGAGGAAGUUCUGCGUCAAGAUCAUACAGCAACUGCAAUCGAAAAACAUUCCUGUAGUUUGGGCUCUUCGAGGUCCGCAGAAUAAUACUGAAGGAGGCAUUCAAAUUAUCCGAGAGCUGUUCGACCGAAAGCACUAUAUCUCUUCAAUGCGCACAGUUUCAUCGAGCUAA
Fusarium sp. VM40 is the source of this 1236-nucleotide messenger RNA. The record is from the annotation of a GenBank genome assembly. Lineage: Eukaryota; Fungi; Ascomycota; Sordariomycetes; Hypocreales; Nectriaceae.